Molecule: messenger RNA, 3230 nt
Organism: Drosophila rhopaloa
Lineage: Eukaryota; Metazoa; Arthropoda; Insecta; Diptera; Drosophilidae
Gene: Prp4k
Product: serine/threonine-protein kinase PRP4 homolog
Exons: 8
Coding region: 159-2879 (906 amino acids)
Biological process (GO): peptidyl-serine phosphorylation; mRNA cis splicing, via spliceosome; peptidyl-threonine phosphorylation
Molecular function (GO): ATP binding; protein serine/threonine kinase activity
Source: RefSeq, a predicted model, not a curated record
UUUGGUUGUUCUCCAAAUGCGGUCACUCAGAAAAAAGCUACAGAGAAGAGGAAGAAAAAAUAAGAAAUUGAAAAGUUUCACCAUCUACAAUUAGUUGAAGAAAAAACAAAAAACCGCACGCUUUUCUGUGCGCAUUCCUUACUGUUCACCACAACGCAAUGAUGACUGAUGAUAAAAGUUAUGACUCCAGCAACAACAGCGAGUCGGAGGAGCGUCGGGCCAAGCUAAAAAAGACCAAGAAGCACAAGAAACACAAGAAGUCGUCUGCUAGCAAAGGCGAGAAAGACAGGCAUGCCCAUAAAAAGCACAAAAAGGCGAAAAAGCGCCCUCACCGCCCAAGCGAGUCGUCGAACGACUCGGACGCGCCGGAAAACGACAAGGUUAAGCUGGCAAGGAGCUCUGGGUUGAGCGGCAAGUUCACCGAGAUCAUGCAGAAGGCCAGCCGAAACGGAGCCGACUUCCGUAUCGGCAAACACCUGCUGCCCACGGACCCCAGCAGCCUGGUGGAGGAGAUAACGAAGACCAUUCAAAACAAGGUGCUGCCGGUUUUGGAGGUGGCCAGUUCAGGCAGUGAAAGCGAUGUCGCCGCCGAUGUGGCCAGCCCUAUCAUUGCGUCUAUUAUUGAGGACGAGCUCAACUUGGAGGACCUGAUGCGACAGAAGGCUCUUCUACAGGCUCGGCUGGGCGCGUAUAUGUCGGACCCAGAGGCUGAGCCCCCAUCCCGCACACACUCGCUCCCACAUUUGCAGCCGCUGGCUGUGCAGGCAAAAGUGGCCAAAGUGACCACCUCGGCAACGCAGUCCGCAGCGCCGCUGGCUACUGCAACCAGUAAACAUGCUAAUAUUAAACAGUCUAGCACGCAUAACUCAAAUGACUCCGAUGUUAUAUUGUUGGAUGAUUCUAGCGGAGGCCAGCGCACGCCCGAGAAGCGAAGACGCCAGACAUCCCUGCUCCCAACAGCCCCGAGGAGCCGAGCCCGCGAUGACCCGGUCCCCGGACGAAGGGAACGGCGUUCGAGAGAACGUGAUCGCACGCCCCCACGUCGCCGGGCUGCAGAGCAGCAGAUGCAGACCCUGCCGCGCAGCCGCAACCGCAACAUGGAGGAUUUACGGCAGGAGAUAAACCGCGACAAACUGAGGGAGAGGCGCGACCAUAGCCGCGACCGGGAUCGGCGUGGAGCAGAAAGGCCGCCGCUCAUCGAUUUGCGAUCAGGUCGUGCCCGGGAGCGAGAUGUUCGGCAAAAUCGCAGUCAACGGUCGCACAGCCGCAGUAAGUUUGAGUCGGACCGGCGCCGUGAGCGGGAGCGGCAAAAGGACCGGGAUCGUGGUGGCCUUGACCGUGGUAUGGCACGUGGCGGCGCAGACAACGGCGAUCGAGAUCGGUACAAGGGUUCUCUUAGCGAAGGGCAAAAAAAGCACGACAAAGAGAGCAGUGACGAAGAGGUCAACCUGGACAUUGACAUUGACGAGGACGAUGAUGACGAAGAGCUUAUCAUUGAGCUGCGUCGGAAAAAGCGGGAGGAGCUGCUCAAGAAACUGGGCACAGGGCAGGAAUCACCGACGCCACAUAACUCAACCUCCUACGAGUCUCGAAGCACUUCGCCAGGUUCAUCCCAACGCGAAAGGCCUCCUAGGACGCCCACGCCCACUUUAGCUGAGUCUGAUUUGCCCAUCGCUGAUCUGCCGAAGGAGCACCAGCAGCUGGACAACUCGAGUAGCCAAAGGAACACCUCCGUCAAGGAAAAACGAAACGAGUGGGAUAUGUUUGCCGACCAGGAUGUGGAUUCAAAUUUCGAUUCGCCCAACACAAUCGUCCAAAGCAAGCACCAACACGAAAAUCCCGCUCUUACUGACAACUGGGACGACGCAGAAGGGUAUUACCGAGUUCGGAUCGGUGAAGUGUUGGACAAUCGCUACCUUGUGAAUGGCUACACUGGCCAGGGUGUCUUUAGCAAUGUUGUCCGUGGCCGAGACCAAGCUCGGGGACAGGCAAAUGUUGCCAUCAAGAUCAUACGAAACAAUGAAAUAAUGCACAAAACUGGAUUGCGGGAACUGGAAAUCCUUAAGAAACUGAACGAUGCGGAUCCGGAAGACCGAUUCCACUGCCUGCGUUUGUACCGCCACUUUUUCCACAAACAGCAUCUCUGCAUGGUGUUCGAGCCAUUGGCAAUGAAUUUGCGUGAAGUACUCAAGAAGUACGGCAAGAAUGUGGGCCUCCACAUUAAAGCAGUACGUAGCUACACGCAGCAACUAUUUUUGGCACUAAAAUUGCUAAAAAAGACUGGCAUUUUGCAUGCGGACAUUAAACCGGACAACAUUUUGGUCAACGAAAAUAAUCUGAUACUGAAGUUAUGCGAUUUUGGUUCAGCCUCGGCCAUUAGCGACAACGAAAUUACUCCGUACUUAGUGUCUCGUUUCUACCGCUCUCCAGAAAUUAUUUUGGGAAUACCUUACGAUUAUGGAAUCGACACCUGGUCCGCCGGCUGCACAAUUUAUGAGCUGUACACGGGUAAAAUUCUUUUUAGUGGGAAGAGCAACAACCAAAUGCUUAAGUUUUUUAUGGACGUAAAGGGCAAGAUACCAAACCGAAUUGUCAGAAAAGGUCAGUUUAAAGAGCAGCACUUUGAUCAGAGCUGCAACUUCCUAUACCACGAAAUAGAUAAGCUCACCGAAAGGGAAAAGAUUGUUGUAAUGCCGGUCGUUAAGCCUUCACGUAGCUUGCAGCAGGAACUUAUUGCUGACCAAAACCUGCCAGACGACCAGCAUCGCAAGGUCACUCAGCUCAAGGAUCUGCUGGAGAACAUGUUUGCCCUGGAUCCGGCUAAACGGAUCUCUCUCAACCAGGCACUGGUUCACCCAUUUAUCCAAGAGAAGAUGUAAACCGAACGACGGCAUCGAUUAAACGUAAUUUUAUUUUGCAUAGCUCGUAAGACUACCGAUACACCCAAUUCGCUAGUUAGUUACUAGUUCUCGUUCUUAAUCAGACAAACAUGCUCACCCAAAAAUCACAGGAUCUAUACAUCUUACACAGGCGAUGUAAAUAAGCUCUGUGGUUUUUAGCUGUACGGCGUGUUUAGAGAAACGAAUUAUAAAAAAUAUUAUUCAGUUAGCAAAUGUUCCGCAACUUGUUAUUCGUGUGUGUAUCAUGCGUGUAUAUAAGUAUUUUAAUGCUACUACUGUAUAAAAUGCAUGUGAACGAUUUGCCACACACAAUAUAUAUAUAAACAUAAG